AUGAGAGCAAAUCAUAGUGAUAAUCGUUUAUAUCAAACAUAUUCACAUGAUCCAAGAUCUAAAAAUGAUCAAAAAGAUCGUGAUACUAUAUCAUGUGUCAAUUUAAAUGUUGAAGAAGCUCCUGGUUUACAUUAUUUAUCUCCACCUUCGAAUACAUCGACAAAUCAUCUACAUGUAACACCUAGACGUCGAGCAAAUACAGCACAUGUAUAUACUGAUUCAAAUGGAUUGAUUAUUAAUGGUUUAUUAUUUGAUAAACAAUUAUUUCAACCACCACAAUCAUCUUAUGUACUUGAUUAUAGUAAAUCAACAAAAGAUUUAAAUCGAUUCCUAGAAGCUCAUAAAACACCAACAAAAUCAUCAAAUUUAGAUUUACAUUUAUUUAAACUUUCAUUUAUUAUAACAUUAUCUGAAUGGAAUGUUGAUAAAGAACUUUUAAUAGAUUAUUGUCCACGUGAAGAUGAUAAAAAACAUAUUAUUGAAGAAAUAAAUUAUUAUAAAAAAUUUUGUUUCCCGGAAUUAAAUACGAAACAAAAAAAUGGAGGAAGUAUAGUUAAUGAUCCAUCAACAUAUGUUUUUACAAGAACAAGUUCCAAAGGACAAGCUGAAUAUGGAUAUUGUAGACGAAUUACUUAUGAUAAUAAUCAAAUGACUAAAUUUCCAGUUGUUAUUUGUAUAGUUUCUAUUUAUCCAUAUUUCAUACUUUUUGAUGCUAUUCUUAGUGAAUUAACUGCAGUUUACAUAUCAAAUGAAUAUGAUUGUAGUUUAUUAAUGCAAUCAUUCUAUUCCAAACCAUUACCAAUCCCAUCAUUAAAUUCUUCAAAUAUUAUUUGUAAACUAAAUAAUAAUCGUGUAUUUUAUUAUAUUUGUCCACAUGAUGAUCGUCUUAAUCAUGAUUAUUUUUUUACUCUACUUUCUUCUCUAUCACCAAAUUAUAUUGUUUAUUUAUUUGAAUCAAUGUUACGUUCAAAAAAAAUUCUAUGUUAUUCACGUUCACUUUCGAAAUUAACAAAAUGUUGUCUUGCUCUAUCACAUUUAAUUUAUCCAUUUAUGUGGCCAUAUCCAUUUGUUUCCAUAAUGCCAUCAUCAUGGAUGCAAGAUUUAAUUGAUUCUCCAUGUCCAUAUAUCUAUGGUUGUUUAUAUGAAACAACUGAACUAUUCUCAUCAAUAAUUGAACAAGAUUGUUUACGUGUUAAUCUAGAUUCAAAUACAAUUGAUGUUGGUCUUGAUGAUGGUUUUAUUUUACCACUUGAUCUUCGACAAACUUUACAAUCAUCAUUAGAAUAUUUAAUAAGAUUUCGUUUAACUAAAUCAAAUUCAACAUUAAUUAAUAUAGCCGUUAGUGAAGCAUGUUUACAUGUAUUUAUUGAAUUAUUACAUCGUUUACCAGAUUUUUUUAAACGAGAUCCAAUUUCAAUUGAAUCUACCAAUGAUGAACGAAAAUUUUCUACAUGUUCAAAUCAUUCUCAAAAUGAUGAUAAUGAAAACGAUCCUCAAUCAAAUGAUGUACAACAUGAUGAAUGUAAAAAGAAAGAAGGAAAUCGACUUGGUUAUGAUUUUCGAUCAGAUGAAUUUCUUAUUUUACAACCAACAUCAUCCUAUGUUACAUUCCUUAAUGAUUUUAUUCAUGGAAUGAUUUUUCUUAAAUUUCUCGAUGAUUAUCAACGACCUGAUAAUAAUUCCAAACAACUAUUUUUAUUAUUUUCUCAACGUCUUAAUGAACGUCGUCGAAUGACAAUAGAUGAAUUAUCAAUAAAUCCUCUUAUACGAUUUCGACAAACAUUCGAUCUAUUAGAAAAACAUAUUAAUCAAGCAUCAAAAUCAACAAAUCCAUUCUUUACUAAACUUGUAAAAAAAUUGUUCGAAUAG
This is a messenger RNA of Adineta steineri, 1869 nucleotides long. The record is from the annotation of a GenBank genome assembly. Lineage: Eukaryota; Metazoa; Rotifera; Eurotatoria; Adinetida; Adinetidae.